GAAAAAUUGGUUUCCCUCAAGUGUUUCUCCUUGAACGCAUUCCAAGAUUUGAUAGUGAAAUAAAUGACUGUUUUCUUAUGGAAGAGUUUCCAUCGAAUGCCUAACAGCAGAUUGCUCUGGCAAAGAACCAUGUCUCUGUAUAACCAUACCCAUGGUUUUGAAGAAAAAGAAAUAAAGAAAAAACUUCAGCAGUUUACUGGUGGAUCUAUCAACCUUUCAAAAAAGGAAGAUGGUAUUGGUAUACUUACCUUGAACAACCCAAAGCUUAUGAAUGCAUUCACAGGUACAAUGAUGAUAGAACUACAGGAAAAGAUUGCUGAACUGGAAAACUGGAAGGAUGGGAAAGGGCUUAUAAUCCAUGGAGCAGAAAAUACUUUUUGCUCUGGAUCUGAUUUGAAUGCUGUCAGGCUACUGUCCAGUCCACAGGAUGGAAUGAACAUGUGUAUGUUCAUGCAAAACACCUUAACCAGACUUAUGAGGUUACCUCUAAUAACAGUUGCUUUAGUUCAGGGGAAAGUUCUGGGAGGAGGAGCAGAACUGACCACUGCAUGUGACUUCAGGUUAAUGACUCCGGAAAGUGAAAUUAGAUUUGUUCACAAGCAGAUGGGCUUAGUACCUGGCUGGGGAGGAGCUGCCAGGCUGGUACACAUCCUUGGCAGCAGCCCCGCCCUCAGGUUGCUCAGUGGUGCUGUGGAAGUGCAGCCAGAAAGCGCCCUUCAUAUUGGCCUGAUAGAAGCCAUCUUGUCCUCUUCUGAUGAGCCCCUAGAAGAAACAUGUACAUGGCUCAAGCUGCAUACAAAGGGCCCAGCUGAAGUGAUUCAGGCUGUAAAGAAAGUAAUUCUGGCAGGAAGAGAGCUGCCACUGGAAACUGCCUUGAAAACUGAAAUGAAGAUUUUUGGAACUGUUUGGGGAGGGCCUGCUAACUUGGAGGCCUUAACUCAGAGAACAAAACACAAAUGAAUAAUUUUAAAACACAAAAAUAUUUUUUAUCUGUUGUAAACAAACUGCUGCCAAUCAUGGAUGCAGGGGAGGCAGUUAAGUAUUUUAUCAAUUGAUUGGGCAUUGACAGGCUCACUAUUUAAAAUCACAGCUAAAGUGGAAAUUCAGUAGUGCUGAGAAUUGUAGGGCAGGAAUUUAGUGCCAGGAAACCUCAAAACAGACAGAUCAAAUAUUAAGUAUAUAGUUGAAAGUAUUUUUCUUGAAUUAUGAGUCAGUUUUCAGUCAAUUAACCAAAUCUGCAUGAUAAACUCCAGCAGAUAGGCUUUGGUGACACCAGUAUGAACUGAACUUCUGACUAUCCUGUAGCCCAGGUGUGGAAAAUAUUUGUUGACUAUUUUCAGCUUAAUGAGUCUGGCAAGGACCCACCUUUAGACUUCUUUUGGAAAUUUAUAAAAAGGUAGUUUGAGUAAGCCACACAGGAUGUAUUCAGAGGUAUGGAAGGAAACAUUUGUUGUAUUUAUGGGCUUGUAUAAGAUUCUACUGGCACAAAGGGUCUCAAGCCAGACCCAAGUCACAGUUCUUUUUGAGCUGUCAUUUGUACCUGCCAGUUUUCUCUUUAUGGACAGAAAUUUAGAAAGUAAGAGCCUAUCACAGACAGCAGUGAGCAAAUUACAACAGAGGACCUUUUGUCUGAUCAUCAAUUGGUGUACAACUGAUGAUAAAGGUAUCUGUAGAGUUAGUGAUAAAACAGCAUGUGAGAUAUAGCAAUUUAGUAUACUCAGCAAAGAUGCUUCAUGGUUGAUAAACGUUAGAAUGUGUGAGAGCUGAAAUACCUGAAAUGACUGUUCUUCAGCCAACUAGGUUCUCUGAACAAAUAGAUUCUUAUUGAGACUUUCUUGGUACAAAUGUGCAAACUGGAAUCUAUCCCUUUCCUGGAUUAUUAGUACCUGAGUGUAAAAGAGACAUGAUACUAGCUUGUAGCCAGUGAGCUGUCAGAAAGUAUAUAAACACUGCUAGCUAGAUUUAAAAUUGAAGGGGAUGGGUGCCAGUAGUAGGUUUCUUUCCAUGGUCCAGUUAUGAAUUUUUAGCAAUUAUUUAAUUCUUUUGAGUUUCAUGAAAAUAAACUUUGCUCUCACCUGAAUCUGUGCUUUACAUAGUUGGAACACAGUGUGUGCUUCAAUUAAAAGCCUGAUCUACAUUUUAUAAAAAUCAGUAAAUUUGCUUAGUGAUAUAAAUGUUAUGUCAGAUGGUAAGGUAAAGCUAUUUUUAGAAAACCAAAACAUGUAUUAUUCCUCCAUUAUCAGUAACCAUAACAUUAAAACACUUGAAGUCUACAAAAGCAAUCAUUGUGUAAAAAGAAGUAAAUGAAGUAAAUCCUCCUGCAUGACCCUCUCUUAUAUGUGACUAC
Eublepharis macularius is the source of this 2347-nucleotide messenger RNA. RefSeq names its product ethylmalonyl-CoA decarboxylase 1 (gene ECHDC1). Lineage: Eukaryota; Metazoa; Chordata; Lepidosauria; Squamata; Eublepharidae. The transcript has 6 exons. Gene Ontology annotation, cellular component: cytosol. The record is from RefSeq and is a predicted model, not a curated record. Gene Ontology annotation, molecular function: enoyl-CoA hydratase activity. Gene Ontology annotation, biological process: fatty acid beta-oxidation. The coding region runs from base 64 to 960 and encodes 298 amino acids.